Parathielavia appendiculata is the source of this 4510-nucleotide messenger RNA. RefSeq names its product ATPase, P type cation/copper-transporter. The transcript has a single exon. Gene Ontology annotation, biological process: copper ion homeostasis; monoatomic cation transport. Gene Ontology annotation, cellular component: membrane. The record is from RefSeq and is a predicted model, not a curated record. Bases 499 to 4221 code for a protein of 1240 amino acids. Lineage: Eukaryota; Fungi; Ascomycota; Sordariomycetes; Sordariales; Chaetomiaceae. Gene Ontology annotation, molecular function: P-type divalent copper transporter activity; copper ion binding; ATP hydrolysis activity.
AAGCUGAAUAAUCGCUGAAUUCGCAACCAAAGACAGGCGAGUUCGCCAUCGAUGGCCUUCUACGACGCCUUCAGCCCCUGUAUAUGAGGGCAGUCGCCCCUUCCUCUUAUCUCGUCCUGUUUGCCAUCCAUGACUGCGGAUUUCAUCGAAUUCCCACAGUACAUACUUAUCACCAUUCUUGCAUCGUCUUGUUCCCGCAUGUUGCCUAUGAAUCAACAGCUCCAGAUUGGCCCCAUUUCCAGUUGAGCAAACAGCAACCGACACCCGCAUCGGCCACUUCAGCCUAUUUCCCGGCGCGGCAUCCAUUUGAGCUCCGAACUUUCCCAACUCGGAAGCCGUUUAAUCUAUACGCCCUGUGCCACGCUUGACUGACAUCGCCAGUCACCCACGUCGCACGCAGGUUUCUGUCACCUUCGGCACCGGCCACCCGAGGGUGUACGGCACCUCCCCUCCCCUUUCUGGAUUUUGCUGGCUUGGUUACAGCUCACGCUGCAUAACAUGGCACCCUUCAACAGCCGCUGGGCGGUUGCCCGGCCGUCUGAGACGGUUUCAACCUCCUUCCUGCUGGCCAACCUUCACUGUCCCACCUGCGUCUCGACUAUAAAAAGUGUCCUCCACGAGUCCUGCGGUGACCUCGUCAAGUGGGUCUCGCCCAACGUGGUCACUUCGGUGGUAACCGUUGAGCAUUCCCCCGAAGCGUCUUUUCAGCAGAUGCGCAGCGCACUCGAGGAGAGCGGCUUUGAAGUAUGCGCUAUAUCGACAUCGGCCAGUAACGCCAUUGAUUUGGACCUGGACCUGGAAGCCGGUGAAAGCCCGCCGAACGGCCAGAGCAGCAGCAGCAACACCAACGGUGUCAUGGAGAACCCGAUGUCGGCACUCAGCCGCUGGUUUAUGCCCUCAGCGUCACAGGCAUCCCCAUCCCAGAAAACCAAAGCCCACCUCGAAAACUGCGAACACUGCCGCACAACCAUGGGCACUGCUCCCGAUGAGAAGCGCGCUCUGGAGGCCGUCUCCCGUCACGCCAACCCGACAUUGGCCAAAGCCACCGAUUCGAGUUCACACGCGAGCACACUCUCCACCUCAUUCAUUGCCAUUGAGAGUGAUGAGGAUGCUUUUGCCCAGCCUCUCUGGAGAGCUAGCCUUGCCGUCAGCGGUAUGACAUGCGCUGCUUGCGCCAACAUGAUCACCGAGGGGCUGAAACAGCACGAUUGGGUCUCGGACGUGGUUGUCAACCUCCUCGGCAACAGCGCUACCGUGGACUUGAAGGACAAGGAGAAGGUCGACGAGCUGGUCCCGGCCAUCGAGGAUCUUGGGUACGAGGCAACUCUGGACUCCCUCACGGACCUCAAACAGGGCAAGCCUAAGGGACCGGUUGGCUCGGACACCUGGCGGGCAACCCUCGCCAUUGGAGGCAUGACGUGCGCCUCUUGCGCCAACGGCAUCACCAGGGAGAUCAGGAAAAGGGAUUGGGUCAAGGACAUCACUGUUAACCUUCUCACCAACAGCGCCACAGUCGACUUCCAGGGCCGGGACAACGCCGACAAGGUUGCGGAAGCCAUUCAAGACCUAGGGUAUGACGCCGCCCUAGACGGGGUAGUCAGCCUGGCCCAAGAAGCCGCCGAAGACCACGAGCGGACAGUUGAGAUUCGGAUCGAGGGCUUCUACUGUGAACACUGCCCGGACCGCGUCACGAAGAGUCUGGCGGGAUUCAGGCGGCAACUGGAGGUCAUCACGCAGCCCACCCGCCAACGGCCCAUCAUGAAGAUCUCGUACGUACCCGACGCGCCAUCCUUCACCAUCCGGCAGAUCCUAGCAGCCAUCGAGGCCAGCGAUCCGGGCUUCACUGCCACCAUCUACCACCCGCCAAGCCUGGAAGAGCGCUCCAAGCAAAUCCAGCGCAGACAUCGGAUUCAGAUUCUAUGGCGCGUCAUCUUCACCGGCCUGGUCUGUAUCCCCUCCUUCGUCAUCGGCAUCGUCUAUAUGUCGCUCCUCCCGGACACCAACCACACUAAGCAUUACAUGAUGACCCCCUGGACGUCCGGCAUUAGCCGCGCGCAGAUCGCCCUCUUUAUCAUGGCGACGCCAGUCUACUUUUUCGCAGCUGACUUGUUCCACCGCCGUGCCAUUAAGGAGGUACGGACGCUGUGGCGCCGUGGCAGUAGGGUGCCGAUUCUGCAGCGAUUUUAUCGCUUCGGCAGCAUGAACACGCUCAUGUCGCUCGGCACCACCAUUGCCUACAUCUCGUCGGUCAGUCAGAUGAUUGCUGCCGCCGCCCAUCAGGCCGAGGAGACCAACGACUCCAAUUUCUAUUUUGAUUCGGUGGUGUUCCUGACGUUCUUCUUGCUGCUGGGGCGCUUGAUUGAGAGUUACAGCAAGUCGAGGACCGGGGACGCCGUUGAGAUGCUGGGCAAGCUGCGGCCGACGACGGCGAUCCUCGUCGAGGGCUACGGGACCGAGAAGGAGGAAGAUGUCGUCGUCAAGGCGGAUCUGCUUGACUUUGGCGAUGUGGUGCGUGUCACGCAUGGCGCCUCACCCCCGGCUGACGGCACGGUCGUCAGGGGCGAGAGCAACUUUGACGAGUCCAGCCUGACGGGUGAAUCGCGGCUCGUAAACAAGGCGCCUGGAGAUGAGGUUUUCUCUGGGACGGUUAACAAGGACGCUUCGCUCUUGGUGUGCAUCACUGGCGCGCCGGGCUCGUCGCUUCUGGACCAGAUCGUCAAUGUCGUCCGCGAGGGCCAGACGAAGCGUGCGCCCAUCGAGCAGGUUGCGGAUCUCCUUACGUCGUACUUUGUGCCGGUCGUCACCUUCAUCGCCGUUCUCACCUGGAUCAUUUGGCUUUCUCUCGGACUCGGGGGCCACAUCCCACCACACUACCUGGACGUCACCUCUGGCGGCUGGGUCGCGUUCUCGCUGCAGUUCGCCAUCUCGGUCUUCGUCGUGGCCUGCCCGUGUGGUCUGGCGCUCGCAGCACCGACAGCCAUCUUCGUGGGGAGCGGCCUCGCAGCAAAGCACGGCAUCCUGGCCAAGGGCGGCGGCGAAGCCUUCGAGAAGGCCAGCAGGAUUGACUGCGUCGUGUUCGACAAGACCGGCACCCUCACCGUGGGCGGCGAGCCAAGCAUCACCGACUCAGAAAUCUACCCCGAAGAUCCCACUCAAAAAGACGCGAUCCUCGCCGCGCUGAAAGCGGUCGAGGAAAACAGCAGCCACCCGAUUGCCAAAGCCAUCGUCUCCUUCUGCGCUACCCACGCUGCCUCAAAAGCCACCAUCUCCAACCUGCAAGAAAUUCCCGGCAAGGGCAUGAGAGCCACCCACUACGGCAAUACCCCCUCAACCUCCUUCGACCUCGCCGUCGGCAAUGAGUCCCUCAUGUCAGACCUCUCCGUCACCAUCCCCGCCCCCACAACAGCGACCCUCCAACGCUGGAAAUCCGAAGCCAAAUCCGUCGCCCUCGUCGCCACCAAAUCCUCCUCCACCGCCACCUCGUCUUCCUCGUCUGAGUCUACUACAGAGUCUGAAUGGUCCCUCUCCGCAAUCGUAUCCAUCUCCGACCCGAUCCGCCCGGAAGCGCCCCGCAUCAUCCGCGCCCUCCACUCCCGCGGCACUGCCGUCUGGAUGCUCUCGGGCGACAACCCUACCACCGCGGCCGCCGUCGCGCAGCAGCUGGGGAUUCCGCCGGAGCAGGUCAUCGCCGGGGUGCUGCCGACGGGCAAGGCGGAUAAGAUUCGGUAUCUGCAGUCAACCCUCCGCGCCGGCAUUGGCGGUAGCAGUACUAUUGCUAGUGAGAAGAAGAACAGAGAGGAGAGCAGUACCAAGCGGGCGAUGGUGGCCAUGGUCGGGGACGGCAUCAACGAUUCGCCUGCGCUUGCGACGGCGGAUGUCGGGGUGGCGAUUGGAUCCGGCGCCGACGUGGCGAUCAGCAGCGCGGAUUUUGUGCUGGUCAAGAGUGACUUGAGGGCGGUGGUCGAUCUGUUGGAUUUGAGUAAGGUCGUGUUUCGGCGCAUCAAGUUCAAUUUUGCGUGGGCCGUCGUGUAUAACUGUCUGGCGCUGCCGGUCGCGGCAGGCGCGUUUUACCCCAUUGUGAGCAACGGGCAGCAUGUCAGGUUGGAUCCGGUCUGGGCGAGCUUGGCGAUGGCGUUGAGCAGUAUUAGUGUGGUGCUGAGCUCGCUGGCUUUGAGGGCCAGGUUUGGGUGGGUUGGGUAUCGGGAGAGGAGAAUUGAGUGAGGUGCUUUUUUCCUAUCUUCAUCCUGGGUACCAUACCUUAUGUUUAUUAGGGAGGGAGAGCGGAAAGGGUUGGGUUAGACUGAGCGCAAUUGUUUGCAUAGCUGGUAUUGAUACCCAUCGUUUGCUUCUACAGGCUGGAUUCUCGAGUCGGUCAUUCCUAUCAACUGUCCAUUGAGAUGUGUUACUGUCCGAACGGUUGCUGCCUUGACCGUCGCCACGCCACUUUCCAGAGCUUGAGAGUCUCGGUCCUCAAGUUCCGCCUCACACUGUCUGUCUGUCAAAAGAAGAA